This is a messenger RNA of Schistosoma spindalis, 4171 nucleotides long. The record is from the annotation of a GenBank genome assembly. NCBI's taxonomy places the organism in Eukaryota, Metazoa, Platyhelminthes, Trematoda, Strigeidida, Schistosomatidae.
GAAAUCGUUUGAACUGACCAGCUUUCUCGGUUCUGUGAAUUUGCGGAUAGGUUGAGAUGUCGGAUGAGUCUUGUACACAUUUGUACAAAGGUGCUGUGACUUCAAAAGCUGGGAAUGAAACUGUCUUAGGGACUCCCGUACCUGUUGCACACUCAACCGUUGGUUACGAUAAAUCUUCUAGCAAUCACAAACGUGGUCGGAUUCAUCUAAAUGAAAUGCAACAAACUUCUCCAGCUUUUGAAAAACAAACGUAUGUUAUCAAUCCGUUUAGAGGAAAUCAAAGUCACGACGUCCCUAAUUCGAAUAAUGAAGAAUUAAGUAUUCUAAACAUCGACACAAUAAAGGGGCUAUCUGAUAGUGUAUUAGAUCGUAGUUUACAGGGUCCCAAAUACAAUGAAAUAUCCAAAAAACUAAACUUAGGAAAUAGAAAUAAGCAGAUGGAUACCUUCAAGGUUGAACACUGCCGAUCACUAGCAAAUCUGUCGACUGAUAUGGAGGCUGAACAGAAAAUACAAUUUGAUGAUGAGGAAUUGAAAAUGCUGGAAGAAGCUUUCAGCGACUUUGAUUGUGAAGCAUCUGAAGCAACUGCUCCAACUCGAGUUUGCGAGACAUUUGCUCGUCGAGUAUCGUGUGAUCUACUAGACGUUGAAGAACAAUGUUUAAAUGGAAAUAGCACAUCAGUUUCUUCCCUGUCGUCUAAUGAAGGUAUCUGUGAUAUUGAUGGCAGCAAUGCUGACGUUGUCGACCUGGUCAAUCUUAGUGUUUCUACCCAUUCAUGUAAUAUCCCUCAGACCACGGAAUUGCCAACUCUAGUUGCAGAAUGUCAUUCGAAGAACACUACCGAAAAGCAAGCAAACUCUUCAAAGAAUGAAUGUGGCCAAUCAGUUUUAAGACCACAAAACAAAAAUUAUUCACAUUUGCCUUGCCUUACUGGUUUAUCAUCUGUUUUCGAAGUUGACUCAAAUGAAACCAAGUUCGAUAAUUGCGUACAACCUAACUUAUGCCCAAUAACUACAUCGCCUUUAAAACUAAAUCAAGCACUAACGGUCUCACCAGUACAGAAUCCUAUCAGUCGCGCUUCAAAAUGUAUAAAUAAUGAACCAAUCCAAUCUAUGGACAGAAAUAAUAAUUUAUCAACCCAAACACAAGUGACAGAACAGAACUUAUCUAGUAAAAGUUUACAUCCUUCGCAAAAAUCAACUAAUCUUAGUGAUGCUAGCAGUUUGAAACUGAGAAAUUUGAAUUUGAAUAAAUCAGAUAUACCACAUGUUGAUAUCAGUUGUCUGCAUAUGUCCGAUAUUGACAGUCUGUUAGAUAUGAUUACAACUAUAGGUAAGCAGCCGGAUGAUGGCAAACUGCAAUCGGUUUCUCGUCACAAUAAAUUAUCUUCACAUUUAGAAAAACAACUAGAGGCUGUUAGACAAGCUCUAAGAUCUAAUAUUCCUAGUAAUACAGUUGAUUCUAGUAAAAUCCCAACUGGUGUAAAUGUAAAACAACCAAACUUUUCACAAUCCAAAGUGGAUGCACUAAAGGAAAACAUUCCUCCUACAAAUACAAUUAGUUCUGACCAGAAUGUAACUCACAAAAAAAAACUAUCUCAUUAUCCUAAUCCGGAUGUUCCACAUGUGCCUACGAAUCCGUCAGCUAAAUCCCAUUCGAUUAAUGCUACAAACGAGAAUCCAUCAGUUCAUGACGGAUCUGCAAUCUCGCGAAAAGAUUCUUUCUCUCCAGAGGUGUUAAAAUCUCAAAACAUUCCUAUUCUAUCAAAUACUAACUGCUUAAUUUGGGCUGGUGCAGUUUGUGGACAGAUACAUCGACAACAUUUCCUUAUCAAACAUCAAAUGGACAAACCGACUACCAUAUCAUUUAUCGUUCACCCCAAAUCAGAAGUGUUCAAACUUGUUGACGAAAAUGGUUAUUUGAUUACAGGAACAUCUCAUAUUUACUUACCACCAAAUCUUGAAUAUGAAGUAAGUGUCGCUUACGUUGCAAGGCAUCCAGUUUCUUGGGAUUUCGGACAUUUACUUAUACGAUCUGAAGCAUUAAAAACUUCCACUUAUAAAGUAAGACUAAUUGGUUAUACAAAUUCCAGUGAAUUGGUUUGUUCUUGUUGUUCGAAAUUAAGUCCCAAUGUUUAUUGGAUUGUUGCAUCUAAAAUAGAUCCCACUUCUGAUUCAGUGGUUAAAGAUAAUGAAAAAUCUCAUGAAGCAAGUCUACGUUCUGUUAAAUAUGAACUUACUUCAAAUGUAUCUGGAUGCUCGUUGGCAAGUAUUAAUAUCAGUAAUUAUGGCUCUAGAUCUGCUUGGGUCUGUGCUCGUGUUGAUUGGGUUGAUCGAAAAACCUCCAGUCAAAAUGAACAUGAUGAUACUUCUGAAUAUGGUGUUAUUAUUGAACCUAAAGCUUUAGUUAUUGGGUCGAAACAAUCUCAGAGCAUUUUUAUUACUUUAAGGCAUGGUGUAGAUGCUGCACGUAUAGUAUUUUACCAUGGAGAUGAAGUUGUUCGUUAUCAGUUUCGACGAUUAUGUGCUUGUUCUGAAGAGUCCAUUUCAAAAUUGAGAAAACGAUCUAGUCACAGCCGUCAUGAUAAUCGUUUACGAUUAUCAGAAAUUUUGAAAGAUUUUGAAUUUGAACAAUCUAUCCAAAUCGUUGAACUGCCUCCUGCAUCCUUCAGUGAACUUCGACCACAAGACUGGCAUCAGGCCUUUAUGAAUCAAGUAAAUCAUCGUGAACAUAUGCUCCUUUACAUUUAUACUUCAAAACAAAAUCAAAAUUCUAGGAAUAUUAAUCAACGCAGCGUAAAUUUUUCCAGUUCAGUAUCGGAAUCAGUACUUGAGAAUUCAUUGGCUAGUGUUUUCGUACAACAAGAUGCUUUUAAACGUCGAAAUUCUAUUGAUCCUAUUCAUCGUGAAAGUUCUGCGACAUUUUUAUCAAAGCCAAUAUCGAGAAAGGGUAGUUUGUGUGAACCUUAUUCGACAAAUACCUUAACUCCUAAUAUUUCAACUGGUCAAAGUUCGAAAGGAAAAACGUCACUUGUUCAACUGCCAAACUUGGAAAUAAACCCUCCAUAUACUUUGGUGUUUCCACCAUGUACACCUAGUUGCUCAACAGAAGCUCAAUUUUCUGUGAGCUUAAAGCAAAGUUCACUUAGUGAAGAUGAAACGUCUUCCUUGUCAUUAUGGAAAGUUUUUUGGUCGGCAAAUCCUGUAACUGAAAUACAACUGCGAAAUAUUACUUCAAAUUCCUCAUAUCCACUUAACAAGCGGUCUACCAUGGAACGAGGUAUCUUUCAGUUGUUACCUUCUAAAUCGAAUUCACUCAACCAACAUAGCAUUAAUAUUAAGUCAGUUAAUAGUGUUGGCAUUUUAUCAACUAAUGCUAAUAACAUGGAAUUUCGUUCAUUUUUAAUACCUUUUCGUUUCAAACCUACUUCAUAUUGUGAAAAUAUUUUAACUCAAGAUUGGCAUUUGGAUUUUUGGCUAGAACCAUGCAUACAAAACCAAUGUCAUUUUAUAUCCAAAUUCAAUUUAAAAGAUUCAGUCACACUUUUAGUCACUUUAGAAGGCUCGUGUCAUGAUCAAGCAACAAUGAAAGAAUCUCCACUCACAUACCUGCAAAGUAUAGGCAACUACAAGUUAAAAUACCCUCCUCCGAAUUCCAAAUGUUUUAAUGAUCGUACUUCGUUGAUGAUUGUUGAAAACACUUCGAAAACGGUUCAUAUUGGUCCGAUUGAUGUGAUUGGCCUACCAGUUUCUUUUGACGCUAUAGACUCCAAUUCCUCAAUAACAUCUCGUUCUCACAAUAUUAUAUUGAUCAAUCGAAUGAAGACAACUGAAGCAUUCGUCAAAUUGAAACAUCCAAGACCACCAUUCUACGUUAUGGAGCCCAAGGAAAUAAGGUUUUGUAUAUCACCUCGUUCUCGUGUACGAAUAGUGCUUAACUUUCGACCAUACACACUAGGAAAAUCAAGUUCCGUUUUGGGAAUCAGUGUUGAAUAUCACAAACAGGAAAAUUUAUCUGUGGAAAACCCCAAUUUUAUUGUCGAACCAACUAUCGAAUCUUUCCAAGUUCACUUAUUCGGUACAAUGAAUUAACUUCAAAUCUUUCUUAUUCCUUGUAUUUUACAACUGUAUGUUCUUACUGGUGAUUUUUAUAUAUAUUUAAUAUUUCAUAC